Molecule: messenger RNA, 1565 nt
Organism: Ahaetulla prasina
Lineage: Eukaryota; Metazoa; Chordata; Lepidosauria; Squamata; Colubridae
Gene: PGRMC1
Product: progesterone receptor membrane component 1
Exons: 3
Coding region: 133-726 (197 amino acids)
Cellular component (GO): endomembrane system; membrane
Source: RefSeq, a predicted model, not a curated record
UCCGGCGCUCCAGCUAGUCCAGCCGCCGGCCUCCUCCAUCCUGCAACAGUAGCAGCAGCAGCAGCAGCAGCAGCAGCAGCCUCCUCCUCCUCCGCGAUCCUAAGCAGCCGCAUCGCGCGCAACGCCGGAGCCAUGGCGGUGGAAGAAGCCGGUGGCGGGGCGGAGGCGGCGGCGGAAGGCUCGGAGGCGGCCAGCCCCGGCUUGCUGAUGGAGAUCGUCAGCUCCCCGCUCAACCUGAGCCUGCUGGGCCUCUGCCUCUUCCUGCUCUACCAGAUCGUGCGCGGGGAUCGGCCGCGCGCCCAGCCCGAGGGCGAAGAGGAGCCGCCGCCGCUGCCCAAGCUCAAGCGCCGCGACUUCACCCUGGCCCAGCUGCGCCCCUACGACGGCCUGGCCGAGCCGCGCAUCCUCAUGGCCAUCAACGGGAAGGUCUUCGACGUCAGCCGAGGCCGCAAGUUCUACGGGCCCGAGGGACCUUACGGCAUCUUUGCUGGAAGAGACGCUUCCCGUGGCCUCGCAACUUUCUGCCUCGAUAAAGAAGCUCUGAAAGAUGAGUACGACGACCUCUCUGACCUGGAUGCCACGCAGAGAGAAACGCUGAAUGAUUGGGAACAGCAGUUUACCUUUAAGUAUCACUACGUCGGCAAACUGCUGAAGGAUGGGGAAGAGCCCACGGUCUAUUCCGACGAGGAAGAAACGAAAGACGAGAUAGACCGCAAGAACGAUUAGCGAAGGUGCCAAGGAGCCCUCCCGAUGCUAGCUGAUUUUCUUUGCUUUUAAUUUUUAAGGGACAUUUUUUAUCAUAUCCCUCUCCCCCACCCCCACCCCUCCGCUUCCUUCUAUGUUAGCCCUUCCCUAUAUCGGCCGUUUUUUAGAAAUGUUAUUACUUGCAGUGACAUUGAGUCGCAACGCUGCACUUUUUAAUCAACUUUCCUAGAAGUAAGUCAGUGCUAACUUUUUCCAAUCCAAGCCGAGGGCCUCGGCGGGCAGCAGAGCAAUGCUCAUCACUGAUUGGUGGCACGUAAAAGAUCUCACCAGGCUAGCAAUGGCUGUAGGAUUUCCUUUCCUGUUGGACGGACAUUAUGAUGCUCUGAAGGUUCACCCUUGACCAGAAAAUGUCUCUCUGGAGGAGAUACUGCUCUGUCCUUCAACCCCCUUUGGGCUGGUGGGUGUUCAAAAAAUGGUUUGUGUAUCUUUCCAGCCCGUUUCUCUAGCCUUCCUUUUAUACAAACCUGUCUUCCAGCGAUUGACCAUCUCUGUGAAUCCCUUGAACGGACUUGGUCCGCUGCGGAUUUCUUCACGGGUGCAUUUUCUGCGGGGUUUGUCUCAUUCCGGAUCCUUAAGCAAUGCAGAAUGUAGUGGGUGGGUUUUAUUUUAUUAUUUUAUUUUGUCCUCGCUAAUGUAGCAUUGGAAGCAGGGUUGAAAAAGGGGUUUUAUAGAGAUACUUAACACCAAAUCGACGGGGCCCUUAGCUUUGAAGCAAAAUAACUUUCUCUUUUUUCUUUUUUUUAAAAAAUGCAAUACUUUUAUUAUAAAACCGUAUAAAGAAUAAAGAUGAGAAUUUAGUA